CCAAUCAUAGACAGUGAAAACUGUCCGAAGGGUAUUUUUAGGCGCAAAACUUAGACGAGAAGCUCAUCAUUCUGGAGGCGUUCAAGAACGGCGGACACGUCAAGAUGUUGAGUAAGAUCUCACAUUGGCUGGCCACGCGGCACGAGGACAAGGGCGGUGCUAGCGAUGCUUUCGUGCAGCAGCGCUAUGACGCGCUGGUAUGUUGGUUGGAGCUGUUGCAAUUGACGAGAUCUGAGAAUUUUGUCAUUGAACUACAGUCGCGGCUUAAGAACGCCACGCUAGCGGUGCUACGCAAGGAAAAUGCGGCGGAUUUAAACGAUGUAGGCGAACAGCAACCAACUGCCGGGCAGCAGGAAGGGUCAAUGCCCCGGGAGAUACGUCUGCCGCUGACAGAACACGACUCUUGUGUUGGCGAGCUCUGUACGUUGCUGCCCUGGUUGAGUUUAGGCAGUGAACAGAUAGAUAUUGACGAUUGUAUUUUGUGUGGUCAGGUGUGGCACUGGAGGAAUGCUUGGUGUUGGGACUCAAACCCCGCAGUGACGAGGAGCAGCCGUGUUGGUGGCACGUGCUGUAUGCCAGCACGCUCAUUGUUGACGAGCCAACGCUAGUGCAGAGCGUGCUCUCUGCAGCAUUCCUAUCGGAGACUGAUGUAGGGAAAGCACGUUGCUGGUUGAAGAUUGCGCUAAACAACCACACUAUUGAGUCCAGUAUAAUGAUGAUUUUCUCAAUGGCAUGCGAGCACUUGAUCCGCAACAAUUACGAGGAGUGGUCACUCGUUCGCUGCUCUGAAGGAUUGGGGUUGUUUCUAGAGCUGGUUAUUGCUCUUCGAGAGGUGCAUUUCGCUAUUGAAGUCAAUGGCGAGCCAUUCUAUGUGCCGGAGCAAGCGGAAUCAACAGAACCAGAGCCUACUGAGAGCAACAGCGGAGAAAUGGUUUCUACAAUUACAGAUGCAGAUAUUGCUGCUGCGGUGGGGGCGUCGCCUUCCAGAGCUGGAUCAUUCCUACCACCCCCAGACGCUGAACCAGUGCUAGUCGAGCUAGAAGACGUAAAAGACCUGGAGAUUCAAGAGGCUGAAACCGUCACAGAAGAAGAAGAGGACUGUAUCCAGUUGCCUUCGGCGUUAUUUCCGCAUCGCCUCAAGGACAUAAAACCAUGGCAGUACGUGUUCGGUGUCAGUCUGGCAUCCCUCUCGAAGAAUCCGUACCACAGCCGCUACGCUCUGAUUGACCCACUUCUAGCACUCCCGAACAUUGUGGACGAUUGCGUUGCGAUAUUGAGAGAGAAUCCAGACACCCCGCGACUGUUUCGUGCGACUGUGUUGAGCAUUCGCUUGAACCAGCUUCGGGAAAUUGUGGAGACGGAGGGUUCAGUACCAAAAGAUCUGGAUCCACAAUGUGCAGGAGCAUUACUCUUAGAUUUUCUGAAAAAUCUGCCAGACUCCAUAGUGACCGAUGACAAAUACGACGCGUUUGUGGCUGCUGGGCAAUUACGCGAUGAAGACGCAAGCGUUCGGAACAUUACGUGCUUGGUGAACGACCUGCCUGUGCAUUGCCAGAUUGUAUUGAAAAGAGUUAUCAACCUGAUGAACUUUUUGCAGCAACCAGAGCAUUGUGAACAAAAUGGCGUCGAUGUCGUUACAGCGUCUUCUGUACUAGCUCCAGUAAUUGCAUUCAAGAAAGACUCUGGAAGUGGCUUGCCAUCCGAACGCACGCGUGCUAGGACGCAUUCUCAGUAUCAAGACGUGAGGUAUGCAGCAGUGGGAGCCCAAGUGGUGGAGCGGAUGAUCGAGCACUACGCGACCAUUUUUCAUGAUGUACGUGUGCAAGUUGUGGAUGCACUUGAGCGCCUGGAGGCCAAGAAGGAAGCACUUCGAAUGGUGUCGCAUCAGAUGAAGCUCCAACCACAGAUGAACUUUUUGUCAGAUAGACAGCAGUUGAACGAGAUUAGUCGAUUAUUCCGCGACCACUUAGAAGGAGGUGAUAUCACUUCAACAGCAAAUAACGCAGUAACUGCGCAAAGCGCAGAGAGCUCAAAAUCAGAAACUGCAACAGAUCUGGAGACUGAAACGCAACCUAACACUACCACCAACUUGGAGCUAGACUUGCGGAGGCCGACAGCUGCGACGCCACCGACUAGUGCUACUAGCAGUGGGGGAUCUUCACCGACAACCAGCGAAAUAACAGAGCAGGAACUCGUGAGCAUCUGGGAGCAGUUUGGUUUUAAUAGGCCAACCAUCUUGGGGAAUUUUGAGAAGGGUGGCGUGCUGAUGCUACGAGCUAUUUUGUACUGGCUGAAAAAUGACCCAGAUGCAUUAUCGCUGCUGAAGAUGCGAGCACUACCGUCUGAGUUGCCGUCUUACGACGCAGGACUGGUGGCGUCGUCCAUUUGCGAGUCCUUAGUGAAGCUUCUGAAACUAUUUUUGAGCCCGAAGCACCCGGAGAUCGACAUUGUGACAAUGUCAUUGGAGCCAUUCUGGGAGCUAUUUGACGAGGACAUGUACUUCAGUAAGCUGUUCAUGUUCAUGUUUCAGGUGUACGAUCAACUCUGGAGUGAAUUGGACCCAAAGGCGGCAUCUUUUACUCGUGUGAUUACUGAAACCGAGGGAAUCAUGAACGAGUUAUUGAAGAAAGCGCCAAUUACUGUGUACGACCUGCGAAUGGAAUGGGAAGAUAUAAGAACACGCCGUCUCGAUGAGGGCGAAGAGGUUCUGGAAAUGCAAGCAGAGCUGGUCGAAGAUGAAGCGUUCCGGAUUGCAGAACUCGCAGAUCAAUCGCUACUUUCACCCCCAUUGCGCUACUCCAAGAAGAAACCCUCGUUCGAUUAUAAUCCAGACGAUUACAAGUCGAAGCUGAUGGAGUCAUCAAGCAUUCUGGAGAUAGAGCACAUCGCGUAUAUUGACCAUGCGUUGCCGAUCACAAGUCAAUUGUGUCGGUGGUAUCGAAUUUACAGUGUCGAGGCGAAUGGAUCCUCGUUGGAGACAUUGCUCAUACUAGCGAAGAAGCAGAGCCCGACGUUAUUGGUGGUCAAGGACGCUGGGGGAAAUGUGUUUGGUGGAUUUGCUUCGGACGAAUGGCACCAUGCUUUCCACUAUUAUGGGACGGGUGAGUCUUUCUUGUUUUCCUUCGCGAACCCAAGCGCUGCAGGUGGGUUUGUGAAGUAUCAAUGGAGCCGCAAGAAUAGUUACUUUAUGCUGUGCUCGGAUGAGUCGUUGAUUAUGGGUGGCGGUGGCAACUUUGGUUUGUUCCUGGUGAGUACUGUAGAGCUGCUUACUGUAAGGGAUGAAGACUAAUACGUUUGUUCUCUUUGGUCCAUCAGGAUAGCGAUUUAUCCAGAGGAACAAGUGGCGCGUGCGAGACGUUUAAUUCGCCUCCAUUAACCACCUCGCAAGAGUUUUCUUGCGUCCAAGUCGAGUUGUGGGGCUUCACAACAGGAGACAAGCCCGUUGAAAUCGGUGAGCGACACAGGAAGAGUGUGUUGGACUAGCAGCUGGGACUGCCAAAAGAACGACAACGUUAUAUCUAUUUACUCUAAACCCGGGGGAAUCGACUAGUGCAUACAGUAUAGUAAUCAGUGAAAGCACGGCUAGGUAAUAUAUUCUGAAAAAAAAAACUCGAUAUAUUGCAAUCUCA
Messenger RNA from Phytophthora nicotianae INRA-310, 3629 nucleotides. RefSeq lists its product as hypothetical. Bases 713 to 3289 code for a protein of 858 amino acids. The record is from RefSeq and is a predicted model, not a curated record. Gene Ontology annotation, biological process: small GTPase-mediated signal transduction. NCBI's taxonomy places the organism in Eukaryota, Oomycota, Peronosporomycetes, Peronosporales, Peronosporaceae. Gene Ontology annotation, molecular function: GTPase activator activity. Gene Ontology annotation, cellular component: cytoplasm. The transcript has 4 exons.